Messenger RNA from Indicator indicator, 2177 nucleotides. RefSeq names its product atonal bHLH transcription factor 8 (gene ATOH8). The transcript is spliced from 3 exons. NCBI's taxonomy places the organism in Eukaryota, Metazoa, Chordata, Aves, Piciformes, Indicatoridae. Gene Ontology annotation, molecular function: protein dimerization activity; DNA-binding transcription factor activity. The record is from RefSeq and is a predicted model, not a curated record. The coding region runs from base 1 to 594 and encodes 197 amino acids.
AUGCGGAGCACGCCGCUGGCAGAGGGCGAGCCCUGGCCGCGCCUCUGCGCCGCCGAGCUCGGGGGGCUGCGACGACUGCGGCGCAAGCAGGGCUGCGGGGACUUCCGCGUGAAACUCAAAGUGCUGAGCGGGAGGCGGACUGCGCUCCGCGGGGCCCCCCCGUGCCCCGCUGCGCCGCCGCCCGCCUGGGAGCAGCGCAGCGCCUGCACCCCCGCGCCGCCGCCCGCCGCCCGGCCGCCGCCGCCCGCCACCUCCCCGCGCCCGCGGCCGGGCGAGGCGUCCGGCGUGUCCCCGGAGAUCAAAGCCCUGCAGCAGACACGGCGGCUGCUGGCCAACGCCCGCGAACGGACCCGCGUCCACACCAUCAGCGCCGCCUUCGAGGCGCUGCGAAAGCAGGUUCCCUGCUAUUCUUAUGGUCAAAAGUUAUCCAAACUGGCCAUCUUGAGAAUAGCCUGUAACUAUAUCCUUUCCCUGGCCAGACUAGCAGACCUGGAUUACAGCGCUGACCACAGUAACAUGAGCUUCUCUGAAUGCGUGGAGCAGUGCACUAGGACCUUACAAGCAGAAGGAAGAUCUAAAAAAAGGAAGGAGUAAUAACCAGGAAGGAAGGAAUCAGAAGAGCUUCCAGACAGUUACAUCUGUUCUUGGCAAAUCUUGCAUGAUCCAGAUGAAGACUGCAAGCAGCUUUUUGCAGAAGUCCCUUUUCAAGAUGAUGGUUGGCCGAGGAACUUUCUUAAGCUCUGGAACAGAAAGGAAAAAAGGAAAAGAAAACAAAAAAAAGGACGAGGAUUCCUAUUGUUGUUAAGCCAGCCACCUUUUAGUAUGUGCAAUUUAAUUAGCACUUUUCCCUUUGCUUAACUUGGAAAUGUUCCCCUUUCAGCUUAUGUGUACAGUAAUUUGUUGUUGUUGUUGCUAUUGUGCCAAAGAUUUGAUGGAGCUUCUACACUGUGUCUUAUUUUUGCCUUAACAUUAAAUCUUUGAGCCAAAGAGAAGUCAGAGAUGGUGGUGAGCAGACCAGCCAGCUGUCGGUGACAGAUGUGGACUUCUGAAUCCCUGUGAGUUGCCUCCUAUUUCUUCUGCCCACACUCCUCUGCCUGCAGCCCUGGCACCAGUGUUCAAGUGUGGGCAAGAGCUGGGACAACACCAAAUCAUGCUUCAGCAUUCAGGUUUGCUUCUUUGUUUGAGCCACUCUGCAGUUCUGCCUUUGGCACAAUUUCCUGCCUGUGCAACACAUCCACAGGGUAGAAAUACUGACACAAAGUGAGAACUGAGACAGGAGAUAGGGCUUUAUUUUAUUGUUUUUUAACAAAUAAAUAAAAGUAAGUAAGCGAAAGCUCAGUGCCAUGUCAAGAGAACAAAUAAAUCAGAAGCAAGUUCGGCUAAUCAGAAGGAAGCGCAGCAAACGUGGCAGGCGUUCAGCUUUGGGAGCUUCUGCCCCUGGGGUUCUUCAAGUGAUCAGCAGCCCAUGAAAUGCAAAAGUGUUUGAAGCCUGCACUGUACCUCUCACUUCAAAUUGAAGUAAAAAAAAGAGAAAAGAUUGAGAAAAGUUUGCUUGGAGUAAGCAGACUUAUUGGUAAUGCAGUUGGUGUGCAAGACAUCUGCUAAUGAUGGGGGGACAGAGCUCUGUGUCCAAGGGAAAGCAAACCAAGGGUGUGCACACUGAGGAGAUGUUCUGUUCCCUGCUCAAAGGGCAGGGUUAUUUGUGAGGUCAGGGUCACAUCCUGGCUACAUCAGCAUGAAUCAGGUACUCAGGUGUCUGAUUCUGGCUGAGCAUCAACCAGGCACUGGGGGGUGAGAGGCUGGGAUAAGCAAACAUCAAGGGGCAGAGGAGAGAAUAAUCCCUGUUCUACUGCCACAAAGACAAAGCUUGAACUCCUCAGUGCCUGCCUAUUUAUGUCCCAAGUUGAGCAGCUGGCAGAUGAACACCAAGCUGGGGAGCCAGCAUGCAAAGCCUGAGCUCCCUGGAGCAGUCUGGGUCUAGGGUGCCAGGCUGAAUGGUGAUGGCCUGCUUGCUGCCAGGCAAGGAUGGACAAACUUUCUGGUAAGAAUGCUCCAGAUGUCUUCUAUUUGAUUUCUGGGACACCUGAGGGAUGGUUGUGUCCAAAUUCCCUCCCAGGAGCUCGUUAUAUCCCUCUGCCCUCACUGUUAGUCAUUAGAAGAAGCCCAAUAAAAUAACU